Plutella xylostella (diamondback moth) is the source of this 2952-nucleotide messenger RNA. RefSeq names its product transmembrane protein adipocyte-associated 1 homolog. Gene Ontology annotation, molecular function: G protein-coupled receptor activity. Gene Ontology annotation, biological process: G protein-coupled receptor signaling pathway. Gene Ontology annotation, cellular component: plasma membrane. The record is from RefSeq and is a predicted model, not a curated record. Lineage: Eukaryota; Metazoa; Arthropoda; Insecta; Lepidoptera; Plutellidae.
AUUCAUUCACUCAUUUGUUGAUUGAUGGCGUUUUGUAAUAUUUUCCUUCGUGUUUACUUCGAGUUGAAUAAUUGAGAAAAUUAUUAGAAAGCCAAAAGCGUUGACCAGUUAUUUUGUUACGUAUGAAAGUCUACGCUAAAGUGUUAAGAUGCUGAUGCAUUUGUAGAGAUAUGUGCAAGAAUAAGACGAGACCGUGUAUCAUCGUGAAGAGUAUUGCCUACCAAUAACAAUGCUAAUUUGAUUUUCUAAAUCAAGUUACGGCUAUUAAGCUUCUGACCACUCGAUCAAUGGAAAACAAGUGAUAAAUUAACAACGAUGUCCAACGGUUCUGACUAUCCCCCAGUAAAAGAGGACACUUUUUGUAAAUACGUUUUGUACUAUGAGAUAAACAACUCAAGGGUCAGGCUGUGGGAUGUGAUAAUAUUGAUACCAAAUGCAUUGUUUGUGCUGUUCCUAUUGUUCAGAUUUAACAAAGCCCAGUUAAAGUUAAGAGCUACAAGCAGCCCUAUAUUCCUGACAUUCUACACGUUGGUAUGGGGCAAUGUGAUAAUAAGUGUGGUGAGAUGUGGGGUGUCCAUGACGGUGAAUGCGGCGGUGCCGCUGGGCGGGCUGGUGGACAAGGUGCUGUGGGUCACUGUGAGGUUCUUCCUGCUGGCUACAGAAAUGAGCGUCGUCAUAUUUGGAUUGGCUUUUGGUCACCUGGAUAGCCGCAGCAGCAUCAGAUAUGUGUUGCUAGUGACGUCACUAAUCUCACUAGCAUUUACAAUAACACAAGGGACUCUAGAGAUUGUGAUGCCUGAUGAUAUGUUUCACAUUGACACGGGCAACUAUGACCUGUUUGGUCACGGAGGCAUGCUGUUCUGGUUUACAUCAUCACUGGUGUUUGCUGUCAUAUACUUCAUUAUACUGUUGCUGCCGUGGACCCCAAUGAGAGAGUACUUAGCAUUGCCAUCGAAGCUAUCCUUCUAUGUCUACAUCCUGCUGCUGACGCUUCUGGACGCGGCGCAGGCGACGGGCGCAGGGCUGCUGGCGUGGGGCGCCCUGCAGUCGGGCCUGUGCGUCGUCGACGUCACCACCUGGAUGUACUUCUGUCUCUACACGCCGCUGGUUUAUAGGACCUUCUUGAGCGAGUUCUUUAGUGUGUCGCAGCCAAGCAUCAUGUUCUCGUACAAAGCUCAGAUGGACGAGCCUCUGGACGAUGAGCAGGUGUCUCUGCCGCACCAGCAGAGCUUCAGCUCGCUCAAGACCGACUCCGACUACAUCUACCAGAGCAACAGCGUAUACGACAGUACGCUAUUCGAGGCCGGCGGAACCACCCCAAUGAAUCCGAUGUACAGCGCAUCACUACAGAGUCCCGACUCCAUAGCGUCAGGGCAGUCCCUCGACAACAUACUCCCGACAGGAAACAGUCAGAACAUGCGAUCGACAUAACGAUGAUCGGAACGAGAUUGUCGAAUAAUUGUAAGAUGAUUUUUCCUUGUAGCGGUAAACGGUUUAGACUAGAUUGUAUAGUGGAAGCUACUUAUCUGGCCCAACAUUGACGAAUAAAUACUAGGAAGAAUGAAGAGUAAUAGUCACCGGGUGUAAGUUUUGAUAGUUUACGUAAAAACUAAAGAGUGCGUAUUUAUUUAUACAUAGAGAGCAGCGCCCCUAGUGGUGACUAUGAUGAAACAAAUGACAGGAUACAACCAUCAUUUUCGUUUGCGUAAAUUGCAAAACUUACACUCAGCAGAGGGAUAAGUUGGUUACACUAUAGGUUAGUUUAUGGUCGUCAAUGCCUAUUGAAAGGAAUAGAUUUGCGUAGCCGAAGUAGACUUUUGACAGUUGUCUGUGGUCAUAUAAUUAUGUCACACAUAUUCGAAGUUUCAGUGGCGUACUUUUCAACCAAUCACGAUUCAGUACCAAAAUGAUAUACUUAUUAAUAAUUAUAUUCUGAUGAUUUUACAUCAUACCAUCGAUUGAAUAAAUAUCAAAAGUGCUAAAAUAAAUUAAAUCAAGAAAUACAUUUUCUCUGCUUAAGUGUAAUGUUUCAGUUGUAAUUAGGUUGUCGUCAGCCUGUCUGUCCUUAGAAAUGGCUACGUCAUUUGUUUGCUAGAGACUAGACAGAACCUACUGUAACUAAUAAUCAUUUAAAUAAGGUCCAAGCAGAAUAGUUUUCUUAGGAUCUUCUUACUUGUAAAAAUGUAGAUAAGUUGUACUAGUAUACUUAGGAUGGAUUUGUGAGAAACAUGCUUUGUGCGAUUUUUUAUUCAAGAGAAUAGAGGAUAUUUUUCAUACGCCUACCGAAUAAUUCAUUUUUUAUCUCCUACACUGCUUUCAAUUUCUAUAAUGAAUUUAGUAAGAUGUGACAGAAUGAAUUUUCUUUACUACUCUAAGGGCCACUUGCACAAACAUAUUAAAUCUAGAUUUAGUAUCAAAUCUCGAUUUAAGAAACGUCAAUCCAUAUAAAUUAAUGGCUUAAAUCGAGAUUUAACCUUAAAUCUAGAUUUCAUAUGUUUGUGCAAGUCGCCCUAAACCUCGCUAAGUGGUGUGUGAGAAGAACGUAUUUGACACAUUAAACUCAAAGAGUGAGAGUAAGAGAAAUAUGUAUACUUAACCCAUAUUUACAUGUUUUACAUCUGUCAAAUGUGAGCUUUUAAAUUAAGUCUACUGUCAUUUGUUUUCACAGUAUUCUGCUCAUUCCUUGCAUACAGCUUAAAAUGUCGAUUGGUUUUAGGCGUACUCAGACUAAUUAGCCUUAUCAGAGUAAUGGAGUAGACACGUGUCAUGUCAUUUAAUUACUUACACUUUGCAACACCUUUAAUAGAGCAAAAUAAUGUAAAAGUAAUUUGAUAAACAUACAAUUUUACCUAAGCUUCUACUUACUGAUUGUAUAAGUUAGUCUAACAUUCUAGAUAUUAGUGUGGAAAUUAUGCUUACAAAGAGAUAAUUAUUAGCACCUUCACCUAUACA